Molecule: messenger RNA, 1750 nt
Organism: Trichoderma reesei QM6a
Lineage: Eukaryota; Fungi; Ascomycota; Sordariomycetes; Hypocreales; Hypocreaceae
Exons: 3
Coding region: 112-1407 (431 amino acids)
Biological process (GO): actin cortical patch localization; endocytosis; plasma membrane tubulation
Cellular component (GO): actin cortical patch; mating projection tip; medial cortex
Molecular function (GO): lipid binding; protein binding
Source: RefSeq, a predicted model, not a curated record
UUCUCUCCCGGAUCGCCGGUGCCUUGCGCGCGCAACUUGCUCCUCAUCGCUCCCACAGAUCUCGACUCUUGCCUCGCUCCCGCACGCAGUUUCCACCACUUGCCCGCCAUCAUGAGCUUCAAAGGCUUCCAAAAGAGCCUUGUUAGGGCACCGCAACAAUUCAAAUCAAAGUUCAACAUCGGCGAGCACACCAAGGACGCCGUAUACAUCGACGCCGAGCGACGCUUCCAGGAGCUGGAAAAGGAGACCAAGAAGCUCCACGAUGAGUCCAAGAAAUACUUCGAGGCCAUCAAUGGCAUGCUCCAGCACCAGAUCGACUUCAGCAAAGCAAUGACGGAGAUCUACAAGCCCAUCUCGGGCCGCGUGUCCGAUCCCGACUCCAUAAAGCCCGAGGGGAACCCGGAAGGCAUCCGUGCCUGCGAAGAGUACGAGGCCGUUGUCCAGGAGCUGCAGGAGACCCUCGCGCCCGAGCUGGAGACGAUCGAGACCAGGGUUAUUCGCCCGGCCAACGAGCUGCUCGACGUCAUCAAGGUCAUCCGGAAGACGGCAGUCAAGCGAGACCACAAGCAGCUCGACUACGACCGGCAUCGCACCACUCUCAAGAAGCUGCAGGACAAGAAGGACCGCUCCGCCAAGGACGAAAAGGCAAUGUGGAAGGCCGAGGGCGACUGCGAGCAGGCCACGCAGGAUUUUGAAUACUACAACAACCUACUGAAGGAGGAGCUCCCCAAGCUCUUCCAGCUGGAGCAGGAGUUCAUCAAGCCGCUCUUCCAGUCCUUCUACUACAUGCAGCUCAACAUCUUCUACACAUUACACGAGCGGAUGCAGCGGUGCGAUAUCGGAUACUUUGACCUGACCAAGGACAUUGAGGAGGCCUUUAUCGAGAAGCGGGGCGACAUCCAGGAGCGCGCCGAGGCUCUCUCCAUUGUGCGGUUCAAGACCACCGGACAGCGGCGGCCACCCCCCAAGGCCCUCGGUCGCCCUGCCCUCGAAUCCAGCAAGCCCCAGGGACUGCUCACCGCGGGCUCCGCGACAUCAGAGAAGACGAGCCCCAAGCUCGGCAGCUUCCAGACGGAGCAGCACGCAGACACGGGCGAAGCGUCCGCGCCCCCGCCGUACAGCGCUGCGACGAAACCCGGCGCCGGCGCCCUCUCGACGCUGGUCGCCGGCAAGGCCAAGCCCCCGCCGCCGCCGAAGCCGAAGCCGAGCCGCCUGAGCGGCGCUCCGCCGCCCGAGACGGUGACGGCACUGUACGACUACGCGGCGCAGGCAGAGGGCGACUUGAGUUUCCGGGCGGGAGACGUCAUUGAGAUUAUACAGAGGACGCAGAACGAGAAUGAGUGGUGGACGGGCAAGGUGAAUGGGAAGACGGGACAGUUUCCAGGAAACUAUGUCAAGUUGAAUUAGACCACGAAACGACAUGGCGAGUUGGCAACGGGAGUUCAAGGCAACAUGAUGCCGUAACACCACGCAUCAUCGGAUCGAAGAAAGGCAAGGAGUGUCAGAAAGGUGCAAAUGUAAGACGACGGGCGAAGAGGAAGAUAGUCGCAGAAAGGAGAAGGAUAAGGAGCAAGGACAAGAACAAGGAGAAAGGAGAAAGGAGUUUGGCCUACGGUUCUCUUCCCUAUCCUUUAUAUUUCCUUUUCUUUUUGUCUUCCUCCCUCCAACUUUUUACUCACCUUAGAGCAUGCCGGGGGAAAUUACAUCAAUCAAUCAAUCACCAACAGGUUACUAGCCCUUUUAUGUGUAC